Lotus japonicus is the source of this 878-nucleotide messenger RNA. RefSeq names its product cell wall / vacuolar inhibitor of fructosidase 1-like. The record is from RefSeq and is a predicted model, not a curated record. Gene Ontology annotation, biological process: negative regulation of catalytic activity. Bases 101 to 655 code for a protein of 184 amino acids. Lineage: Eukaryota; Viridiplantae; Streptophyta; Magnoliopsida; Fabales; Fabaceae. The transcript has a single exon. Gene Ontology annotation, molecular function: enzyme inhibitor activity.
AUGGCCUAACAUCAUAACAUUCUAUGGACUCAGGAUUAAACUCAUAAUUUCAUAGUUCAUUGCUUUCUAUCUACCAUCACCCUCUCUCUGAACAUUAACGAUGCCACACUUCAAGCCCCUAACAAUUUCAUUCUACCUUCAAGCUCUUCUUCUCAUCAUGAUUUCAAUUCCAGCAACAAUUCACUGCAGAACUUUCCUUCCAAACAGUGGAAAACUGAUAGAAACAACCUGCAAGAACACACCCAACUACAAUGUUUGCUUUCAGUCCCUCAAGGCAAGCCCAGGAGGUUCUGGUGCAGAUGUCACAGGACUGGCUCAGAUCAUGGUGAGAGUGAUGAAAGCAAAAGCAAACGAUGCAUUGAAUGUAAUCCACGAGCUGCAAAAGGUGAAAAUUGGACUUGGAACAGAGCAGAGGAGAGCCUUGAGUUCCUGUGCUGAUAAAUACAGAGCAAUUUUGAUAGGUGAUAUCCCUCAGGCCACUGAAGCUUUGCAGAAAGGGGAUCCAAAAUUUGCAGAAGAUGGGGCUAAUGAUGCUGCUAAUGAGGCAACUUAUUGUGAAAGUGAGUUUUCUGGGAAAUCACUUCUUACAAAACAGAACAAUGUUAUGCAUGAUGUUGCAGCUGUUACUGGAGCUAUUGUUAGGAUGUUGCUCUAGCUGAUGAAACAUUUGCUUCUAUUAAUCAAUUCUACUAAGUUAGUUUCUGAAAUCAAUUAUAAUGUGAUGCAGUGUAUUAGAACAGUUUAUGUGUAAAAUCCAACCCUCUUGUGAUUCCUAUGAGUUUCGAUAUUUGAAACCUGAAGUUAUGAGGACCAAAACUGAAAAAUUUAACAUUUCGAGGCAUGUUUUUUUAAGGAAUUCAGAAGGUACUUUUAUUUAA